Molecule: messenger RNA, 147 nt
Organism: Anisakis simplex (herring worm)
Lineage: Eukaryota; Metazoa; Nematoda; Chromadorea; Rhabditida; Anisakidae
Source: the annotation of a GenBank genome assembly
AUGAAACGUCCACCUCGCAAACGAGGUGGAUACACUGGCAAAUGGUAUGGACGUGAAUUCCAUGGUUCUGAUCCAGCACUGGAUUGCGAUUUAUCAUUUUUCGAAAAGGUAAACGUAAGAGGACGUGUGACUGGCUCGCGUCGGAAA